AUGCCUAUAAUAACUAAUAAUGCUAUGACAAACAAUGGGUAUAGAAAGCAAAAUUUAGACCGAAAUUGCGGACCUGAUUCCGGAAAAAUGGAUUCUCGAUCAUCUUUUAUUUCAAGUGCAUUAGGCGCCGUCCCUUUGAUGGCGGUGUUUAUAACUUCUGCUGUCGACCUAGCUGAAGGCAUUUCUGACAAAGGUUCUAAUGAAAGCCAUGACUUUCCAUCCGGACGGGCAAAUGGAUGCAGUUGUUUAGCUAUCCGCCCAGGAAGAAGUGGCUCGCGAACAACCAGGCAUCUUCCAGGAUAUCGCCGCCAUCGUGGCCGGAUUUCAGAUUCAUUGGAAUCCAUCGGCAAGGUCGGCGAAAUUUCAUUUGGUUGCUUUUUUGAUUCUGUAUUUAUUGCGCGUAAAAAUAGGGGACAAUAUUAA
This is a messenger RNA of Protopolystoma xenopodis, 423 nucleotides long. Lineage: Eukaryota; Metazoa; Platyhelminthes; Monogenea; Polystomatidea; Polystomatidae. The record is from the annotation of a GenBank genome assembly.